Pelmatolapia mariae (spotted tilapia) is the source of this 1005-nucleotide messenger RNA. Its product is annotated as putative butyrophilin subfamily 2 member A3. The coding region runs from base 17 to 544 and encodes 175 amino acids. Gene Ontology annotation, cellular component: external side of plasma membrane. The record is from RefSeq and is a predicted model, not a curated record. Gene Ontology annotation, biological process: T cell receptor signaling pathway; regulation of cytokine production. Lineage: Eukaryota; Metazoa; Chordata; Actinopteri; Cichliformes; Cichlidae. Gene Ontology annotation, molecular function: signaling receptor binding. The transcript has 3 exons.
GUUGAAGAAGACGGAAAUGUCUGCUGUGACUGCGUCGCUCUGCUCGACUUUGCUGUUUGUCGGCCUCUUCGUGUUUGUCUCUGCAGACCCAGAAACCAUCACAGCUGAGCCUGGACAAAACGUAACUCUGACAUGUCAAGCACCAAACAACAACAUCACAGUUGUAAAAUGGAGCAGAGCUGACCUGGGAGAACAAUGUGUCCUUCUGUACCGGGAUGAGCAGUUGGAUCCAGAGCACCAGCAUCCAUCUUUUAAGAACCGGGUGGAUCUGCAGGACAGAGAGAUGAAGAAUGGAAACGUGUCUUUGAUUCUGAACAAUGUGACGACUGCUGAUAAUGGGACAUACGAGUGUCAUGUCCAGAAAUACGGAGACAGUUUGAAGCUCAUCAGCAACAUCACCCUGAGUGUAGUUGAUCCUCCAGGUCAGACAGCAGGAGACACAGGGAAGAAGAGUGGUGGACUGAUAGUUGGUCUGAUAGUUUUUGUUUUUGUUGUCAUUGCUGUUGUUAUUGUUGUUGUUGUGAACUGCAGAGAACGUAAAUAACAGAGUCAGGAUUCACAUUGUUCCAAUGCAGAACCAAAGACUGAAAUGUCUGAAGUCUGAAUCUUCUGCUGCUGAACACAAAGACAAAUGAUCUGAAAACAGACACCAACUCUUCAGAAGGAUCCACAAUUUCACUCUAAUAUUUGACAAUGAACCGUUUCAUCAUCAUCCUCUGCAGAAAACAGCAUAAUUGCUUGAUAAUGUCUGACAGCAGUUUGAAGAGGAAAUGGAUUCUGUUCUGUUCUUCACUCAUUGACGGUCUGUUAGUUCCUGUUGUGCUGUUUAUUGUGGCUGUUUUGAUCUACUGAAAAUGCAAGAAGGUUCCAAAGCAUGUAGCUGAACUGUGAGUCUUGUUAUGCUUUUCUAAAUUCAGUGUAGGGCUGCACAAUUUUGAAACUGUGACCCUUUUCUCUCAUGAAGGAAACUCUUGAGUCUGUUACUGCAGUUUUAGCAUUUCAAGU